Lytechinus pictus (painted urchin) is the source of this 1857-nucleotide messenger RNA. RefSeq lists its product as uncharacterized. Gene Ontology annotation, biological process: DNA integration. NCBI's taxonomy places the organism in Eukaryota, Metazoa, Echinodermata, Echinoidea, Temnopleuroida, Toxopneustidae. The transcript has a single exon. Gene Ontology annotation, molecular function: nucleic acid binding. The record is from RefSeq and is a predicted model, not a curated record. The coding region runs from base 1 to 1857 and encodes 618 amino acids.
AUGGCGACUAGAUUGUACACAGCUAUCAAAGAAGAACUUACUCUUGAGCUUGAUAGUGCUGUAUUCAUGACAGACAGCAUGAUCGUUCUUGGGUGGAUCCGAAGUAAAGCUAGAGCCUACAAGCCGUUCGUGUCUGCCAGAGUGGGUGAAAUUCAGACAAAUUCGAACCCUUCUUGGUGGAGACAUGUACCUGGAGAGCAGAAUCCUGCUGAUGAUAUAUCCCGAGGCAUCCCUCCUGAGAAGCUAACAGAGAGAUGGGAGAAUGGACCAGAAUUUCUCUACUGGCAUGAGAAUAGAUGGCCAAGUAUUGAGGAGACUCCUGAUAGCAGAGAGGUAGAGAAAGAGAAGCGUAAAGUUCACCAGGUGGCCUUAGCAGAGAUUCAGUCAGAACCCAUCGACUGCAAGAAGUUUUCUAGAUGGAGGAAACUUGUUAGAGUUACAGCUUAUGUUCAGAGAUUCGUCAGAAACUUGAAGGCGAGAUGUAACAAGGCACCAGAUACUGACAUUCAGCCCUCUGAUAGUAAGCAAAUCUCACCAUCAGAGCUAGAGAAUGCAGAGACUCUUUGGAUAAAGAGAGCACAGAGAGAACUACAUGAUAGAUACAAGAAAGGAGAGUUCAAAACUCUCAGUCCCUACAUCAAGGAGGGAAUCAUCAGAGUCGGCGGCAGGGUAGGAGAGAGAGUUGUUUCAUAUGAUGAAAGGCACCCAGUACUGCUACCACAUCAGCACCACAUUUCGACACUCAUAGUUAGCUACUUUCACGAGCAAGGUCACGAAGGGGUAGCAACCACGGCCGCAAAAGUGAGACAGAAGUACUGGAUUGUGGGAGUUCAGAGGAUCGCCAAGACUGUGAAGUACAAAUGUGUGGUGUGCAGGAAAUCAGAACAUAGAGUAGAAUCCCAGUUUAUGGCAGAUCUUCCUAGUCAUCGUCUAGCACCAUACACACCGCCGUUCUACUAUACAUCGUGCGACUAUUUUGGUCCAUACCAGGUUCGAGUUGGUAGAAACAAAACAAUGAAGCAUUACGGUGUGAUCUUCACGUGCUUGAAUACGAGGGCAGUGUAUCUAGAUGUCGCUGUCGACUGCUCAACAAUGGAGUUUCUUCAAGUAUUUCGCAGAUUUGUUGCAGUCAGAGGUUACCCAGCAGUCAUCUACAGUGACAAUGGUACUCAGUUUGUGGGAGCCGAGAAGGAGCUUCGAGCUAUGGUACAAGGCUGGAGUGAAUCUCUGCUGAGAGAGUUUUGUGCCGAACGAGGAAUCCAGUGGAAGUUUGUGACACCAUCUGCGCCACAUCAGAAUGGAUGCGUCGAAUCCCUAGUGAAGAGUUGCAAGAUAGCGCUACGCAAAGCAAUCGGAGAUCAGAUCCUUCGUCCCUUUGAGCUACUUACCUCUUUGACUGAAGUCGCAAAUUUAGUGAAUCAGCGCCCUAUUGGCAGAGUGCCCAAUGAUCCAGACGACGGUUCCUAUCUUUCGCCCAAUGACAUGUUGUUAGGACGCGCAUCUACAUCAGUUCCACAAGGACCAUUCCGGGAAACGCCUAAUCCGAGGCAUCGAGUUGAAUUUGUACAGAGAAUCAUAAACUCUUUCUGGAAGGCCUGGAACCGAGACGUAUUUCCUCUACUUGUUCCAAGAAGAAAGUGGAAUGUCGAGAAACGCAAUGUUCGCGUUGGUGACAUUGUUUUGUUGUCAGAUCCUAAUUCCGUUCGCGGAAAAUGGACACUAGGUAAGAUAGUUAACGUCUAUCCAGGGUCAGACAACAAGAUAAGAAACGUUAAAGUUAAGACAAAGAAUAAUGAAUAUCGGAGACCAGUCACAAAAAUAGUGGUAUUGUAUCCUGUAGAAGGUUACAAGGAUUAA